This is a messenger RNA of Paramecium tetraurelia, 819 nucleotides long. RefSeq lists its product as uncharacterized. The transcript has 4 exons. NCBI's taxonomy places the organism in Eukaryota, Ciliophora, Oligohymenophorea, Peniculida, Parameciidae. The record is from RefSeq and is a predicted model, not a curated record.
AUGGAAAAUGAACUGCAAAAAGAAAAUCAGCUACUCAUAGAAUAAAUUAAGUCGUUAUAAGCAUAAUUGAAUAACAGAGAAUCUUAAAGAAAUGAAUAUUCUAGAGUUAAUGAUUAAAGCAGCUUUUUCACCACAUUCAAAUAAUCAACACCAAGAGGUAAUAUUAGUAGAGACCAAAGCAAAAGGGAUCUUUAGGAUUUGACUGUCCAAGUGAAGAAACUCAAUGAAGAGAAAGAACAAUUAAGGAAAACAUUAAAACAUUAAAUUGAUGCUUAUGACCAAAAAAUUCUAUAAAAAGAAUUGGAAUUGAGCUAAAAAGAAAAAAUGUAUAGGCAAUUAUAGAAUGACUACAAAGAAUUGCAAUAGACCCUGAUACAAGAAUAAAGUAAGCCGGCUCCUUAGCCAGCAGCGCCAACACCUGUUCCCACAAAACCUGUUGGCGAUCAAAUACAGCAGUAUCGAGUUUAGAAGAUUGGUCUAAUGAAUCUUCCUUGUUUGAUCAUUAUUCGAAGGAAUAUAUUCGAAUAAUUCGUAAUAGAGAUAGAAAAUACAAAAGAUAGAGUGAGUAUCAAUGUUUAAGACAUCACAGAUUUGGUGCCUGAUAGAACAAAAGAGGAUCAUUUUUAGUUAACAUACAAAUAAUCAAAUUAAAAGAUAACAGAAGUUUAUUAAUCCUCGGAGUUUAAAUAAAUAUUGAGAGCAAUUAAAUAUCUUCAUUCUUAAUAAUAACAAACUAGGAAAUAAGAAACCUAACCAGCAUAAUAAGAAUAACAAAGUGGCUUAAUCAAAAGUUUGAGUUCAUUUUUUAUGAAAAAAUGA